UACAAGCUUCGAAAACUUGUAUUUAUUACGAUAAGACUUUCUAGUGGAACUUAUGGUUUGAACUCUUAUCGCGAGAGUCCUGGAAAUAAUUGUAACCUGCAUGUUAUGAAUCAGCCCGAACGAUUUUAAUGAUUCGACGUGUACAAAACUGUUUAGUGUGAAGCAUCGCGAAGGUUUUGAAAGUGAGGUUGUGUUUAAGAUGGGUUCGGAUAGAAAUAAUGAAAACUACGUAAUAAAAAUUAAUAAAUGGGACGGUUCUGCAGUGAAAAAUGCAUUAGAUGAUGCGGUUAAAGAUGUGCUUACUAAAAAGUACAAUUACAUAGAAAACUUUGCGUUACUCGAUGGUCGACUAGCUCUUUGUGGAAUUGCAGUGACAUUGUCCCUUAUAGCUCUACUCUGCGAUUAUCUCUAUCCAUUUCCAGCAUCUAAACCUGCAUUGGCUUCCUGUGUCACAUUAUACUUCUUUUCAAUGGGACUUCUAACAUUGUAUACGUCGUACAAAGAAAAAGGGAUAUUUAUUGUAGCAAUCCAAAGAGAUCCAGCUGGUUUUAAUCCUGACCUGAUUUGGGAGGCCAGCUCAUAUUUGAAAAAGUAUGAUGAUAAAUACAAUCUUGUAUUAUCCGUUAAAAAUGCAGCUACAGGAAGUAUAAAUGAGACUAGCAUCACAAAAUCUGUGGCAAAUUUCAUUGAUGUUAAUGGUGUUAUUAUAGCAGAAUUAGUAGAAAAUGCUGUAACAAGUAUGCAUGAUAGUUUGACUAGUCAGCGCAAAGAAAAAUAGUAGUGAAUACUCAUCUGACUAAUUAAAUCUGUCAUUCCUCUUAUAAUUUGUUGCAUUUCAUGUAUUUCUCAUUGAUGUAAAUAUAAUGCCAGAAUAAAAUCCAGUGGUUUAAAAUGA
Messenger RNA from Nomia melanderi (Alkali bee), 895 nucleotides. It is a transcript of the gene Spase25, whose product is annotated as Signal peptidase complex subunit Spase25. Gene Ontology annotation, biological process: protein targeting to ER. Lineage: Eukaryota; Metazoa; Arthropoda; Insecta; Hymenoptera; Halictidae. Gene Ontology annotation, cellular component: membrane; signal peptidase complex. The record is from RefSeq and is a predicted model, not a curated record.